Anopheles nili is the source of this 3453-nucleotide messenger RNA. RefSeq names its product maternal effect protein staufen (gene stau). The transcript has 5 exons. The record is from RefSeq and is a predicted model, not a curated record. Lineage: Eukaryota; Metazoa; Arthropoda; Insecta; Diptera; Culicidae. The coding region runs from base 1 to 3411 and encodes 1136 amino acids.
AUGCACGGGCACAUGCCACCACAGCAGCAUCCGGGAAUGCACCCGCCACAUCAACCACCACCGCAUCUCACGCAUUUGACUAAUAUGCCGCCCCAUAGCAUCCAGCGCGACCAUCCCGUUAAUAGACUGAACAACGCUCGCCAUCAUCAUCCACGCGGUGUCGAUCAUCAAGCACCCGGCAUGGCACCGCACCUUCCGAUCCAGGUUCCGCCACCACCACAUCAGCCGCAUCAGUCACAGAACGCCCGAAAGCCGCCAGGUCCGCCGUACUUCCUUAAUGGUACGAUUCAUGGCGGUUUGCCUAAACCACUACCCCUGACAUCACCUCAUCUGCAUCCUUCGCCACCGGGACUGGGUGUUGGGCAGCCGCCACAGCCUCUUCCACCCCAGCAUCAACACCCAGGCACGAUGCCACUGCCGUCGGUCGUCAGUGGUAACCAUCCUGCAGGUCCUGGCGGGAAGUUACCGUAUGGUAUGGGUGGCGGACCAGGCGGCAAUACCACCAACGCAAUGGGACAGCACCAGCCGCCAGUGUCCGUACAUGUUUCGGUACCGAUGACUAGCGGUCCUGGACAAGCACCACCGCCGAUACCGGUAGUAUCUGCGGCAACAUCGGCUGGAAUGAAGACGCGGCACAUCCCGUCGAGCACGGACCACAAAAAUCACCAUCACGGCCAUAGCACAGUGCAAACAAAUGGCAACAGCGGUCCAGGUUCGAAGGGAACGCACCAUCAAACGAGCCAGUCAGGAUUGGCGAUGGAUAAGACGAAAUCGAUCGGGGGAAUCUGUCCCAGUGGAGGCAACAGGCAUCAUCACAAUCACCAUCACAACUCGCAACAACAGCAGCAACAUUUGCAUCAGCCACAUCAUCCACAGCAGCAUCAGCAGCAGCAACAGCAGAUCACAAAUGAUAGUCCGCUUCCGAAAGACUCGUCUGCAACAAUUGCCAACAACGUGAGUGCAUUGAGUGCCGCACCGACGGUUGCAAGCGUUGCACCAGUGAUGACGACUCAAACAGAAGCAUCCUCUACUACCGCUGUGAAUGGUGGCGCCUUGUCCACGGUGGUACCGAGUGAGUCCAACGCUGUCGGAUCAUCGCAACCGGCGGUAUCAUCGGAAUCGAUAGAAGCCUUGGCAAACAUUAAAGAGAAAACGACUAUGUGUUUAGUUAACGAACUAGCGCGGUAUAACAAAAUCCAGCACCAAUACCGCUUAACUGGAGAGUCCGGGCCGGCUCACAAGAAGCACUUUACGGUCACGUUGAAGCUUGGCGACGAGGAAUACACAGCAGAGGGUGCGAGUAUUAAGAAAGCACAGCACAAAGCUGCCGGCGACGCGAUUGCGGCCACCAAAUACAAGCACCCUCCGGCCCGGACGAACCGACGCACUAAAACCGGCACUAAGGGCAACGUAAGUAGCUUUACUCCUACGGUCGAGUUGAACGCCCUUGCCAUGAAACGUGGCGAACCGACGGUCUACCAGGUGAAGGCGGUCCCGGUACCGGUGUCUAGGUAUGGCCCCACCAAUGCUGUAAACGGUGGCACCGGCACCCAAACGGCAGGCGCGGGACGACGGUCGGUAGAUGACAAGCUUUCAUCGGGCGUUGGACAUCCACCCGGUAUGGGGUACGGCGGCGCUGGAAGAUACGAUCUUGAUGGAACCGGUACCGGUGCACCGAAGGUAAUGGUCGCGGGAGGAAGGUACUGGUGCCGAAUGGACGGAUCUACUGGUCAUGCGGCUGGUGUUGGCGGACGUGGAGGCAUAGGUGGAUUUCAUCCGGGACACCAGCAGCAGCAACAGCAACAGCAGCAACCACAGCAGCAUCAUCAUUUGCGCGACGAUCAUCAACAUCGGCAACACACGGCUCACCACUACCAUCCUAACGAUGGGUACGGUGGGCACGGAUCGUCCGGCACAAUGGCCGCAGUACAGGAAUUUUACAAAGCCACCUUACGCGUGGGCGAGCGAACGUUUCUCGGGGAAGGUCACACACCACAGGCCGCUCGUCAUGAUGCUGCUGCUCGCGCCCUAGAGGUACUUAAACCACUGACGGCAGAAGGCGCUGAUGGGAAGGGCAAGUCGGGCGAGGCGCUUUCCAACGGUGACGGGAGCUCUGGUGAUGAUGAAUCGCCGGCCGAUUCCGGUGAUCCAAAUGCAGAACUCAAAUCACCAAUUUCUCUAGUGCACGAGAUCGCAGUGCAACGCAGUCUGUCGGUCGUGUUCGAGGUAAUCAGCGAGAAAGGGCCACCGCACAUGACUGUGUUCGUUACGCAAUGCAAGGUGGGCACGAUUUUGACUGAGGGUGAAGGUACCGGCAAGAAGUUGUCCAAAAAGCGGGCUGCCGAAAAAAUGCUAGAGGAACUGCGUAAAUUACAGAAAGCCGAACAACAAUCGUACGCCUCGCCUUGGGGUGACGGUAAUGCGGGCUCGCAGGGAGCUGAAAAGCGCAAAUCCGGUCCGAAAGCGAGCGCAAUUGUAGACGGUGCCACGGCGAAGAAGAAGGUGCGCAAUUUGAUUAAGGAGAAAUCCCUGGCUGAUGUGUCGGAAAAGGAGAACCCCAUUUCUCGGUUAAUGCAGAUACAGCAAGCCCGAAAAGAGAAACAGCCUGUCUACACGCUGGUGGAGAACGACAAACCCAACGUUGGUCGCCGCCGGCAAUUCACGAUCGAGGUUAACGCCGGUGGUCGGCAGGCGACCGGUGUUGGCAUGACGAAAAAAGCCGCCAAAUGGAGCGCGGCCGAAGCGCUGCUGGUGGAGCUGGGCUAUGCUCCGGAGACAAAGGUUGCAUCAGCGAAUGUAACAGCGUCCGAUGGUUCGGCGAACAAAGAGAAUCAAUCUAGCGCCGCAAAUGACUUAUCUCCACCAGGUGGAAAACGAUCACGAAAGGUGAAGUUCCAGGAUGAGCCAGCAAACGGCGUGUCGGCGGCAAACAGGACAACCGCGAGCGCACAUCCAAUUGCUGCCAAUCAAGGCAAAGGUGAAUGUGCAAAUGAAUCUAUGAAUGACAGCAUCGCCUCGAAUGACAGCAUGGGAACGAAUAGCUCGGGAGUGUCUAGCGCUUCGUCUGCAGUACCGAAGCCUGAUAUGGGCGCCAAAAAAGAACAGCUUCUGUAUCUGGCCCAGCUCUUGAAGUUUGAGGUUCAAUUUUCAGACUUUCCGAAGGGUAACCACGGCGAAUAUCUCACUCUAGUAAUUCUGUCAACGGAGCCACCACAGCUGUGCCAUGGUAGUGGAGCAAGCCUUCAGGAAUCCCAUGACGAAGCAGCUCGUGGUGCUUUAGAGAUCCUGUCCAAGAUCGGUCUGGACAACGUGAAACCUAAAGCUCCAGCAAACAGCACCAUAGACGACACGGUCACUAAACCAUCGGCAACAGCGACGGUGCCGUCUUCUGGAACAACGAACAGUAAAUAGGCGGCAGACUGCGGUUGAUAAUUACAACAGUGUUAACAGGAU